AUGGGAAAUACUCAGGAUGAUGAAUGUGAAACAAAACCUGCUACGAAUGUACGAGACGCUGCAGAAGAAGACACCAGCACCAUGGCUGCCUUCCAGCUGCUCUUCCCGCUGUUGGUCAGCUGCGUGGCGGCGUCCGCACAUCCUCCCCGACACCUCCCAGCAUGCCAAGUUGUCCAGAUGGAUGUGUUUUGCAGCGACCUGAGCCUCAGAAGUGCUCCGGUCGACCUCCCUCGCGGCGUGCAGACGCUGGACCUCUCUCGUAACCAGGUGCAGAAUCUCACCCGGGAAACUCUGGCGUACCACACCGGCUUCCGUCACCUGAACCUCCACUCCAACAAUAUCCACUUCAUCCAGCCAGGGCUCUUCAAAGACAUGACGGAUCUGAAAGUCUUGGACCUGUCCAGGAAUCAUCUGAAUGUUUUCGCUCUCUCCAAAAUCAACAUCGGGCCUCUCACGGCCGUGGAGUCGCUCGACCUGUCGAGCAACGGGCUGUACACGGGGAUGUCGGACUAUUUCCUGGCGGAUUCUCCGUCGCUGGAGAACCUCUCUCUGAACGGAAACAGCAUCACCAAAAUAGCACAGAACACCUUCAGCGGAUCCUCGUCGUUGAGAAAAAUCGGCCUGCACAACAACGUGAUCUUGGAGAUCGAAGACGGCGCUUUCGACUCCCUGAACCGUCUGACUGAACUCGAUUUGUCCAAGAACUCGAUCACCUGCAUCACAGACUUCAACCUCUGCAACUUGAAAGUGCUCAAUCUCAGCAAGAACAGCAUGGAGCUUUUCCAAAGCGCGACGUCAGCGGAUUACUACAACCUCCUCUCACUCGACCUGAGUGAAAACAAAAUGCUUUACUUUCCCCGUCUCCCCAGAAACAACAGGCUGGAACACCUGGACGUUUCACGGAACCAACUCCAGAGCGUCAACGUCACGGGGACUCCUGAAAAAAAGGCGUUUUUCUCUCACCUGAGAUACCUGGACAUGAGUUACAACCAACUCAAAAGCAUACCAGAGUGCUUUUUUUACUGCAUGGCAUCACUGGAGGUCCUGAACGUGAGCAAUAACUGCAUCAGCUCGUUCUCUGUCACUAACGAAGGCCUUCUACGGACCGUGAAGAUCAUCAAUCUCAGCCAUAACUCGCUGCAGAGCCUGACGUUCGGGGAAAACACUCUGCAAUCGCUGGAAGAGCUCGUCCUACAUGGAAACGACCUCGCCACCCUGGACCACGGUAUAUUUCAAAGACUUCCGAGCAUCAAACACCUGCAGCUCCAGCAGAAUAACCUGCAGAUCUGUUCUUCGGACCAGAACCACCAGGAUCCACCGGGAUGCGUCUCCUUUGCUUCUAUACCGAACUUGCAGUACUUGGAUCUGUCUGAAAACAAUGUGAGGACUCUGCCUGCGAACGUGUUUUCCAACACCCCUCUGACGUUACUGGACUUGUCCCUGAACCCGGGCUUGGACAUGGACAAGGACUCCCUCUCCGGUCUGGAGCAUUCCCUGGUCCACCUCCUCCUGAGGGAAAACAACAUCUCCAGUCUAAACACAGACUUGUCGUCGCUGAGGAGUCUCAAACACAUAGACCUGUCCACCAACCAGCUGACCGCUCUACCGAUGUGGAACAAAGACUCCUCCAUCGAGUCCCUGAAUCUGCAGAACAACCACCUGGUCACCCUGGAGUACAGCACCAUGCUCGCUCUGGAGCACUCGCUAAAAACCCUCUACAUGGGCUCCAACCCUCUGAGCUGCUGCAGCAACCUGGACUUCCUCCACAUGGUGCAGAACUCGGCCGUGGUCGUUCCCGACAUCGAGACCGUGACCUGCGUUCACGAGGAGUACUCGGAGCCGGUCAACAUCGAGAAGGUGACCCAGGAAAUGUGUCACACAUCGGGGGUCCAGAACUACGUCAUAGCUGUCUUGGUGAUAGGGUUGGUGGCGGUGAUCGUGUCGGUGCUGCUGGUUAAAUGUUGCAGGUCGAGGAAACCGAAGCACAACCGAAGCUUCAAUGCCUAAUAUGAAACCAUGAAGGACUUUUAGGUUUUGCCACUUGGUUGGUGCUUUUUAAACCAGAGGAAAAAAACAUGACUGUUGUGUCUGCAAAGUCACUCAAAGACUUGUGAAGGGACAAUUUAUUGCCUUGACUUUGGUUUACCACGACCAUCUUUGCCACUAGAGUGAAACGGGACACGCGAAACAAAACAACAAUGGCUGCCUGAUAGGCGGAGACACCAAUGAAGAAGACACAUGCCAUAUUGUCUCCUAAAUGAAGACAAUAGAGUGCUGCAGGAAUGAGUCCGAAAAACACGGAAAUGACUCAGCAUUUUCUGAAUAUGUUUUUUGGUUAGAUGCCAGAAAUCAGGUCUGUGUUCAACACAAGCUGGAGAAAUUUUAAAGUUUUGUUCUACGAUAUAAAACAUGUCAGUAAAAACCCCUCUGGUGAAUUUAGAAGCUUUUUCGUGUCUUAAAAAAUAGUCUAAAUGAGAUGACUAAACGUGAAGUCAUGUGUAGUUUGUUUUCAGCCUCACUUUAGCUUUUUAAAUCAUAAAAGUGGUGUUCAUUUGUGAAGAUUAUGAUAUUAUAUCGUCAUCCCUGCAGCACUCUAUCAACAAACUCUUUAAAACAAGUGGGAAAUAUUUGGUUUUGGAGUAUUGGACUUUUAAAAGGACUUCAAUAGUUGAAGUGUCUUGUAGUGAACAUCUAGUGGUCACUUUAGGAACUGCAACUUAAAGCCUUUCGGGUAAAGCAGGAGUGUUUCCUGUUUGUUUCACAAGCCUGAUGCUAACUAUCAUAAGUUUAUUGAAUGUAAAAGGAUUAAUCCACUCUAAAAAAACACUGAAACACUGUUGACUGUCAUAACAUGCUAUGGGAAUAGUUUGACUUUUUAGGAAAUACGCUUAGAGGCAAGCGGCCUGUUAGCGUAGCUUAGCAUAAAGACUGGAAACACCUAGCUUAGCUCUGUCUAAAGGUAACAAAAUCCGCCUACCAUC
This is a messenger RNA of Anarrhichthys ocellatus (wolf-eel), 2981 nucleotides long. RefSeq names its product leucine rich repeat containing 32 (gene lrrc32). Lineage: Eukaryota; Metazoa; Chordata; Actinopteri; Perciformes; Anarhichadidae. The record is from RefSeq and is a predicted model, not a curated record. Gene Ontology annotation, molecular function: protein binding. Bases 1 to 2007 code for a protein of 668 amino acids. The transcript has 4 exons.